CGCACGCCUGGGUCCCCCGGCGCCGCGCCGCCCGGGGGCUGCGACCCGGACCCUCGGCGUCCGACCAACAAUAAGCGCCCAGACAGCCCCCUCCCCGCCCCGCGCCCGCCGUCCCCGCGGGCCUCGGGGAAAGUGAAAGGAGGAGGCGAAGGAAGGGAGGAAGGAAGGAAGGAAGGAAGUAAGGAAGGAAGGAAGGGAGGAGGAGCAGGAGCCGGAGCCGUGAGGUUCGGGGCCGAGACCCCAGCCCCGAGCCCCGGGCCGGGCGGGUGUGCUCGCUCUCCCGCCGCUGUCCGGCGCCCACGACCAUGCUCCGCGGUUGGGAGGCAGGAACCCAGGCGCCCAGCGACCCCCGGAUACCCUCUCCCGGGCCGGGCUGGUAUUGAGAUCAAGGCGUCCAGGAUCAAAAGAUCACCGCCUGCCCGCCCCCCUCCGCACCUCCAACUGGCAAGCCGGAGGACCCCAAUCCAGUCACCGACCCUGAUCUGGUCAUGGCGUCCAGCUCCGGCCUGGCGUGAGGACCCCCGACCCGCGCGAGGGAGCCCCCUUCCCAGACAACACCCUUGAGCCUGAGCCCGGCACACAGUUACUCCUGAGUCCGUGCUCCAGUACCGAGUACCUGGCUGGGCCCUGGGCACGCACAGGGGCCGUAGCCCCACUGUGUGUGGGAGCCAUGAGGAUCCUGGCUAACAAGACAAGGUUACCCCACCCCAGGAGGAGAGAAGCUCCAGGGAGCCCGCCGCUGUCCCCGCGCGGCCACUGCCCCCCAGCCCCAGCCAAGCCAAUGCACCCAGAAAAUAAGUUGACCAAUCAUGGCAAGACAGGGAAUGGAGGGGCCCAAUCCCAGCACCAGAAUGUGAACCAAGGACCCACCUGCAACCUGGGCCCGAAGGGCGUGGGGGCGGGGAGCCAUGGGGCCAAGGCCAACCAGAUCUCACCCAGCAACUCAAGUCUGAAGAACCCCCAAGCAGGGGUGCCCCCUUUCAGCUCACUCAAGGGCAAGGUGAAGAGGGAGCGGAGCGUGUCUGUGGACUCUGGAGAGCAGCGAGAGGCUGGGACUCCAUCCCUGGAUUCAGAGGCCAAAGAGGUGGCACCCCGGAGUAAGCGGCGGUGUGUGCUGGAGCGGAAGCAGCCAUACAGCGGGGACGAAUGGUGCUCAGGACCCGACAGUGAGGAGGACGACAAGCCCAUUGGGGCCACCCACAACUGUAAUGUAGCAGACCCAGCCAUGACGGCCCCACAGCUGGGUCCCGGCCAAGCCGCCCAACUUCCCCUCAGCGAGAGCAGCGCUCCAGGACCCCCACAUGGGCCACCGCCUGGCCUCCGGCCCGACGCCCCCGGGGGUGGGGGUGGGGGUGUCCCCGGCAAGCCUCCCUCACAGUACGUGUACGUCUUCACCACCCAUCUGGCCAACACGGCCGCCGAGGCCGUGCUGCAGGGCCGGGCUGACUCCAUCCUUGCCUACCACCAGCAGAACGUGCCCCGGGCCAAGCUGGACCAGGCCCCAAAAGUGCCACCUACCCCAGAGCCGCUACCCUUAAGCACGCCGUCCGCGGGCACCCCGCAGUCCCAGCCCCCUCCGCUGCCGCCGCCGCCCCCAUCGGCCCCCAGCAGCGCUCCGCCCACCCUGCCUUCAGAUGGGCCACCUGAAGACGCCAGUCAGGACCUGACACCCAACUCGGUGGGAGCAGCCAGCACAGGCGGUGGCACCGGGGGCACCCACCCUAACACCCCUACAGCCGCCACCGCCAGCAACCCGCUGCCUCCGGGAGGAGACUCCGGUGGUGCCCCGGGCCCUGCCCUGCUCCCGGAGGCUGCCCCCACAGGAAAUGGGCAACGGAGCCUGGUGGGCUCUGAGGGCCUGUCCAAGGAGCAGCUGGAGCACCGGGAGCGUUCCCUCCAGACCCUGCGGGACAUUGAGCGGCUGUUGCUCCGAAGCGGGGAGACGGAGCCCUUCCUCAAGGGACCCCCAGGAGGAGCCGGCGAGGGGGGACCACCAGCACAAGCCCCUCCUGCCCCCCAGCAGCCCCCCACGGCCCCUCCCAGUGGGCUGAAAAAGUAUGAGGAGCCCUUGCAGUCUAUGAUUUCACAGACGCAGAGCCUGGGGGGACCCGCGCUGGAGCACGAGGUGCCUGGGCACCCCCCAGGUGGGGACAUGGGGCAGCAGAUGAACAUGAUGAUGCAGAGGCUGGGCCAGGACAGCCUGACACCAGAGCAGGUGGCCUGGCGCAAGCUCCAGGAAGAGUACUACGAGGAGAAGCGGCGGAAGGAAGAGCAGAUAGGGCUGCAUGGGGGCCGCCCCCUGCAAGACAUGAUGGCCAUGGGGGGCAUGAUGGUGAGGGGGCCACCGCCUCCCUACCACAGCAAGCCCGGGGAUCAGUGGCCCCCCGGCAUGGGUGCACCGCUGCGGGGCCCCAUGGAUGUCCAAGAUCCCAUGCAGCUCCGAGGCGGACCUCCCUUUCCUGGCCCCCGUUUCCCAGGCAACCAGAUGCAACGGGUGCCUGGUUUUGGAGGCAUGCAGGGGAUGCCCAUGGAGGUGCCCAUGAAUGCUAUGCAGAGGCCUGUGAGGCCAGGUAUGGGCUGGACCGAAGACUUGCCCCCCAUGGGGGGGCCAAGUAAUUUUGCCCAGAAUGCCGUGCCCUACCCUGGCGGGCAGGGUGAAGCGGAGCGAUUCAUGACCCCCCGGGUCCGGGAGGAGCUGCUGCGGCACCAGCUGCUGGAGAAGCGGUCGAUGGGCAUGCAGCGCCCCCUGGGCAUGGCGGGCGGGGCCAUGGGGCAGGGCAUGGAGAUGGAGCGGAUGAUGCAGGCACACCGGCAGAUGGAGCCGGCCAUGUUUCCUGGGCAGAUGGCCGGUGGCGAGGGCCUGGCAGGCACCCCCAUGGGCAUGGAGUUUGGCGGAGGCCGGGGCCUCCUGAGUCCCCCCAUGGGGCAGUCUGGGCUGAGAGAGGUGGACCCUCCCAUGGGGCCUGGCAACCUCAACAUGAACAUGAAUGUGAACAUGAACAUGAACAUGAACUUGAAUGUCCAGAUGACCCCACAGCAGCAGAUGCUGAUGUCACAGAAGAUGCGGGGCCCCGGGGACAUGAUGGGGCCGCAGGGCCUCAGUCCUGAGGAGAUGGCCCGGGUGCGGGCCCAGAACAGCAGCGGUGGCAUGAUGGGUGGCCCACAGAAGAUGCUCAUGCCCUCGCAGUUCCCCAACCAGGGCCAGCAGGGAUUCUCUGGGGGCCAGGGGCCCUUCCAAGCCAUGCCCCAGGACAUGGGCAAUACCCAAGACAUGUUCAGUCCUGACCAGAGCUCAAUGCCCAUGGGUAACGUGGGCACCACCCGGCUCAGCCACAUGCCCCUGCCCCCUGCGUCCAAUCCUCCCGGGUCCGUGCAUUCGGCCCCCAACCGGGGGCUGGGCAGACGGCCUUCAGACCUCACCAUCAGUAUUAAUCAGAUGGGCUCCCCGGGGAUGGGGCACCUGAAGUCACCCACCCUUAGCCAGGUGCACUCACCCCUGGUCACCUCGCCCUCCGCCAACCUCAAGUCACCCCAGACACCCUCACAGAUGGUGCCCUUGCCUUCGGCUAACCCGCCGGGACCUCUCAAGUCGCCACAGGUCCUCAGCUCCUCCCUCAGUGUCCGUUCGCCCACUGGCUCGCCCAGCAGGCUCAAGUCUCCUUCCGUGGCGGUGCCUUCUCCCGGCUGGGUUGCCUCACCCAAGACAGCCAUGCCCAGCCCUGGGGUUCCCCAGAACAAGCAGCCGCCUCUCAACAUGAACUCUUCCACCACCCUGGGCAGCAUGGAACAGGGUGCCCUCCCACCUAGUGGCCCCCGGAGCAGCUCCUCAGCGCCUCCCGCCAACCCUCCCAGCGGCCUCAUGAACCCCAGCCUGCCAUUUACUUCCUCCCCAGACCCCACGCCUUCCCAGAACCCCCUGUCACUGAUGAUGUCCCAGAUGUCCAAGUACGCCAUGCCCAGCUCCACCCCGCUCUACCACAACGCCAUCAAGACCAUCGCCACCUCCGACGACGAGCUGCUGCCUGAUCGGCCCCUGCUCCCACCUCCGCCACCUCCGCAGGGCUCUGGGCCAGGGAUCAGCAAUAACCAGCCCAACCAGAUGCACCUGAACUCAGCUGCGGCCCAGAGCCCCAUGGGCAUGAACCUGCCAGGCCAGCAGCCCCUGUCCCACGAACCCCCGCCUACUAUGUUGCCCUCCCCCACCCCUCUGGGGUCCAACAUUCCACUGCACCCCAAUGCGCAGGGGACAGGAGGGCCCCCUCAAAACUCGAUGAUGCUGCCUCCAGGAGGCCCAGACUCCCUGAGUGCUCCCUGUGGCCCAGUGCCCAGCUCCUCCCAGAUGAUGCCCUUCCCCCCUCGGCUGCAGCAGCCCCAUGGUGCCAUGGCCCCCAGUGGGGGUGGGGGCGGGGGGCCCGGCCUGCAGCAGCACUACCCUUCCAGCAUGCCCCUGCCCCCAGAGGACCUGCCUAGCCAGCCGCCCGGCCCCAUACCCCCUCAGCAGCACCUGAUGGGCAAAGGCAUGGCUGGGCGCAUGGGCGACGCCUACCCCCCAGGCGUGCUCCCUGGGGUGGCAUCAGUGCUGAGCGACCCCGAGCUGAGCGAGGUGAUCCGGCCCACCCCGACGGGGAUCCCUGAGUUCGACUUAUCAAGGAUCAUCCCCUCUGAGAAGCCAAGCAGCACCCUCCAAUACUUUCCCAAGAGUGAGAACCAGCCCCCCAAGGCCCAGCCCCCCAAUCUGCAUCUCAUGAACCUGCAGAACAUGAUGGCGGAGCAGACCCCCUCACGGCCCCCCAACCUCCCGGGCCAGCAAGGCGUCCAGCGGGGUCUCAACAUGUCCAUGUGCCACCCUGGACAGAUGUCCUUGCUGGGCAGGACAGGUGUGCCCCCCCAGCAGGGCGUGGUGCCCCACGGCCUGCACCAGGGAGUCAUGUCCCCUCCACAAGGCCUCAUGACCCAGCAGAAUUUCAUGCUGAUGAAGCAGCGGGGGGUGGGGGGGGAGGUCUACAGCCAGCCCCCCCACAUGCUCUCCCCGCAGGGCUCCCUCAUGGGCCCCCCGCCCCAGCAGAACCUCAUGGUGUCACACCCGCUGCGGCAGCGCAGUGUGUCUCUGGACAGUCAGAUGGGCUACCUCCCAGCGCCGGGCAGCAUGGCCAACCUGCCCUUCUAGCAGUCCCCUGGGGGGUGGGGGCUGGCUGGAGCUGGGGCGGUCCCGCAAAUAUGAUACCCUUAAAGAAGUUCCUUCCCCUCCAGUGUUGGGAUGGCCUGGGUGAAGGGG
Molecule: messenger RNA, 5275 nt
Organism: Enhydra lutris kenyoni (northern sea otter)
Lineage: Eukaryota; Metazoa; Chordata; Mammalia; Carnivora; Mustelidae
Gene: BCL9L
Product: B-cell CLL/lymphoma 9 like
Exons: 10
Coding region: 671-5167 (1498 amino acids)
Biological process (GO): positive regulation of transcription by RNA polymerase II; canonical Wnt signaling pathway; negative regulation of transforming growth factor beta receptor signaling pathway
Cellular component (GO): beta-catenin-TCF complex
Molecular function (GO): beta-catenin binding; transcription coactivator activity
Source: RefSeq, a predicted model, not a curated record